AUAAGACAAACGCCAUCGUCCUACCACACUCUCUGCCCGCGCAGGCAGCCGAGCUGAGCUGAGCCUCUCCAGUCUCCACCGUCCGUCCAUGGCUUCUCGAGCCCUCGCCGCUCUGUCCAUCCAGCCGCGCCUCGGCGGGAGCGCCUCGGCCCUCGGACGGCCUGCCGUCCGUGUCAGCGCCAGGCCGCCGCGGCGGCGCCGGUCCAUGGUGGUGCGGGCCGGCGGGCCGCCGAGCACCAACGUGCUCAUCCUCGCCUUCGUGCUCCCGCUCUCGCUCUUCGUCGGCACCCUCGUCGCCGCCGCCCGCGUCGCCGACGACCUCGACGAGCGCUUCCUCCGGGAGAUGGAGAUCAACAAGGCGAUACUGGAGGAGAACGAGGCUUCCUCCGAGGAGGCGGCAGCCGACGGCGGAGAGUACGUCGUCGACGGAGACGAGGCCCCGUUGCCGGCGGCGGAGAAGGAGCAGGUCCUUGUCACAGCCACUGGCACUGGCACGCGCGCCAGGAACAGGCCGAAAAGGGAAGUGUAUUAGCUUAGCUAGAUUUGCACGGAGGGAAAUGCUUUGCUACCUUUGAGAUGUGUCCGUCAAUCAGCCUGUAAAUCUUUUGCAAAUGUUUCAGUAUGAUUGAUAGCAUAUACAAGUUAAUGCGCAAUCGAACAUAUACCCGAGGCGGCCGAAGAACGAAUAUAUGUAUGUUUUUUCAGAGAUACCAUA
Molecule: messenger RNA, 715 nt
Organism: Aegilops tauschii subsp. strangulata
Lineage: Eukaryota; Viridiplantae; Streptophyta; Magnoliopsida; Poales; Poaceae
Source: RefSeq, a predicted model, not a curated record